Chiroxiphia lanceolata (lance-tailed manakin) is the source of this 5142-nucleotide messenger RNA. It is a transcript of the gene ZBTB33, whose product is annotated as zinc finger and BTB domain containing 33. The transcript is spliced from 2 exons. The record is from RefSeq and is a predicted model, not a curated record. The coding region runs from base 117 to 2150 and encodes 677 amino acids. Gene Ontology annotation, cellular component: nucleus. Lineage: Eukaryota; Metazoa; Chordata; Aves; Passeriformes; Pipridae. Gene Ontology annotation, molecular function: protein binding; RNA polymerase II cis-regulatory region sequence-specific DNA binding; DNA-binding transcription factor activity, RNA polymerase II-specific. Gene Ontology annotation, biological process: regulation of transcription by RNA polymerase II.
UUUGAUGGCCACAUGUCAAACCUGGAACCUGUCGCGCGUUUUCUCAAAGAUACUUUGUGCUGAGGCUGUGCACGUCUGCACAGCUGCCAGCGGGGUCCAGGACAUGCCAGCGAGGAAUGGAGGGAAAAAAACUUAUCUCUGCAACAGACACACAGUAUUCUAGUGUGCUUCUUCAGUCUUUGAAUGAACAACGUGGCCAUGGACUUUUUUGUGAUGUUACAGUCAUCGUGGAGGACCGGAAAUUUCGAGCUCACAGAAACAUCCUUUCGGCCUCAAGCACUUAUUUUCACCAGCUUUUCUCAGUGGCUGGUCAGGUGGUUGAACUGAGCUUUGUGAGAGCAGAAAUUUUUGCAGAAAUUCUUAAUUAUAUUUAUAGUUCGAAAAUAAUCAGCGUUCGAUCCGAUUUACUUGAUGAACUGAUCAAAUCAGGGCAGCAGCUGGGGGUGAAGUUCAUAGCUGAUCUGGGCAUAGCUCCGUCCGAAGAGAAAAACGUGCCAAGCGAGGUCAAAGAUGGUGCUUCAGAAACUUCUAGUCCAAGUCAAAGGGAUGCUGAAACACAAGUACCUCUAAUCAGGCCAGAGAGUCAAGAGGCAACGGAUGGGAUGCCAGUUAUAACACAGUCAUUCUCCUUACAUGGCAUAGAAUAUGAGACUACAAAAAUUACAGUGAGCGACUCGGAUGAUGAGGACGAUGAUGUAAUUUUUUGUUCUGAGAUUGUUCCUCCAAAAGAAUGUACUAAAGAUAAAAAUGCUGCAAGCCAGAACCAGCCUUGCUCAAGUCCAGCUGGAGCUUCUGACCAAAAAACCUGUGCCGGUGGUGGCUCUCCCUGUUUGACAAACACCACAGCAGCUCAAAACCUCACCUUGUCUGCCAGUCAGCUAAACCCAAACCAAACACAGUCAGGUGCUGAAUCGCUUGUCUCAGCAACUCCCCAGCAUUUUACCCCUAAUAUCAUCGUGCUAAACAAGCCUCUGCUUAACUCAUCACUUGGUGCCAGCUCCUUGCAUCAAACACAUGUGACCCCUACAAUUAAUUUACUUGAGGAGAACCAGCAGCCAUCUAAUAAGAGCUCCUUAACUGAAGUGGAAACAACUGCUGUUGAUGAUGAAGAGGUUGUUGAAGAUGAUGUCGAUAUCAUUAGCUCCUCUAGUCCUGGUUCAGUCAGCAGCAGCUCUUUGGUUCAGCAGUCUUCUGUUCCCAAGGCAGCAACCACUGAGGGAUCAGGCGUACAGAAAAAGCAGGUUGUUACAUUUCCACAAGAGUCAUUUGCUAAACCUGGAGAAUUUAAAAUAAAAAUCUCAGAUGUCCUUAGUGGAAACAACAAGGAAUUCAAUUCGGGCAUAGCAUCAAAGAAUGUGGCAGAUGGGCAGAAAAUCAUAACAUUAGAUACAGCAGCUGAAAUAGGAGGCUUAUCGACAGGCUGUAAGGUUUAUGCAAACAUCGGUGAGGAUACGUACGACAUAGUCAUCCCUGUAAAGGGGGAUUCCGAGGAGGGGGAAGCCAAGCCUGAGGACACGCCCAGAACAUCUGGUGAUGAAUCUUCAAACAGGAAACGCAUGAAAGUAAAGCACGAUGACCAUUACGAGCUCAUAGUGGAUGGCAGAGUGUACUACAUCUGCAUCGUGUGUAAGAGAUCCUACGCGUGUCUGACGAGCUUACGGAGACAUUUUAACGUCCACUCCUGGGAGAAGAAGUACCCGUGCCGGUACUGUGACAAGGUGUUUGCUCUGGCGGAGUAUCGCACCAAGCACGAGCUCCACCACACCGGGGAGCGAAGGUACCAGUGCUUGACGUGUGGCAAGACUUUCAUCAACUACCAAAUUACGGUCUCCCACAUCAGAUCGGUUCACAGCCAAGACCCUUCCGGAGACACCAAGCUCUACCGGCUGCACCCCUGCAGGUCCCUGCAGAUCAGGCAGUACGCCUACAUCAGUGACCGCCCGAGCAGCAUCCCGGGAAUGAACGAGGGGGGAAUUGUCUAUCGUGUUGGCUCAGGGAAGGACGGCACUGAAGGGGCAGCACCUAACUCUCCAGCCAAACAAAUUAGCUGGGAUGACAUUUUCGUUCCGCCGGGAAACGAAACGAUGUUCAAACAAAAUCCGUCAGAGGGAAGUACUGAGUUUGAGUUUGUAAUACCAGAGUCUUACUGAAAUGCAUUAAGUGCUGGAAAAAAGGAUUCAGUGCAGAAACAUUGCAGCUGUUUUAACAGGACUGUUAAAAUUGCUGUAAAAUAAUCAAAACAAGCUAACUUGUUCUACAAAGUCACCAAAAUGGUAACACUUGUCUGGAUCAUGUUAUCUGCAGUGAUUUGUGGAAGCAAUUCAUCUCAAAUUUACCUGAAUAGAGAGGAAGACAUUUCUAAGGAGCUGGCAGUGUUUUCUGGUAUGUUAAAUUUGAUCAAAACAUGAGGAUUUGUAGCUUGAAAAGGUACAAUUUCUUCUAAAGACCUAGAAAUAUUUCUAAAAUAAUUAUUUUCUGUACCCAUACCUACUAUGUAAACCCUUUCUUUCAUGUUAGCACUUUAAUGCUGAAUUCUGUUUAGAUGUUAACCAAGAAAACAGGCUUUUUUUCAUUGUCUCUUGGUCGUGGAACCAUUUUAAAAAAAUAAUCCCACACCUCACAUUUGUGAACAGUGCAUUACUGCAAGGGGCCAAAAUAAAUGAUCUGUUACUAGACUGGAGUAGUGUAUUUUUGAGCUAGCAUCUUAGUUUUGCUUUUAUAAACAUUAUAAAUCAUCUGUCUUCGUGCAAAUAGUUUUGUCAAUGAGAGAUAAUCAGGGCUAACUUGAACAAACUUUAUUUACACUUGGCAGGAUGGUGAGCAGAGUAUUCAGUGUCUGAACCAUCAUGUUUCAUUCUUUUUGCAAUGGGGAAAAAAAAUCCAAAACCUACAAAGCUCUGUAGUGAAGAAGCUUAAAACACUUAGGAAGGAGAUAAUUUUACUGUUUUAAAGCUUGAGGAAUAAGGUCAGGUUUUCUUAAUGCUGGAAAAAAUGCCAGUAGUUAGUUUGAUACAAAGCGAUGUUCCUUUUUUCACUCUUCAAGAAGAAGGGCUUCAGUCUGGAAUUUUAAAAACAGUAAUACUUUUGGUAAAAGUAGUGUUUGGGUUUUUUUUUUUAGCUGAAGGCUUCUCAAAACUGGGAAGUCGUGUAAGUGCUGUAUCAGUUCAGCACUGAGACUGCUGAGGAUCUUGUACGACUGUUUGUCUAGAUCUUCAAGUGAAACAGGGAUUUGGAUUUUUUUUUUUCUCCCCCAUUUAUAGAUUGUGGAAGCAUGAAGACUAAACCAACAAUCAAAAAAUACCCUUUAUUCACCAUAAUCUAAAGUAUAAUUUCUCUCUGGUUGUCUAGUUGUCAUCUGUUUUCAGGUUUGGGUUUAUUAUGUUGUCCUUAUUCUCCUUGCACUUGGUACAUUUUGAAGCUCUUAGAAGAUUAAUGAGACGUCCAACUUGAGGAGGAAAUGGUAGAUCUGAGAAAAACAAAUGGCUGUUUAGCACUUCAGAUUUAGUGACUUGUUGAAUUUUUGUAAAUGGUAAUAUAAAAACUGCUCAAGUUCUAGAGAUGACUGAGAAAGACUGUUGUGCGUAGUACUAGUUAGUUAUUGCAGCCUUUCAUUGCUUAAAUUCCAGUUACAGGUUUUUCUUUCCUUCUUCAUGUUUUAAGUAAGCAUCUUGAUCCUAUGACUUUCAAAGUCAGGAUUUUGGACAUACAGGACUCUAGACAGAAAGGCUUAAAUGGUAAAUGAUUCAAAUAUAACUUGAGCUACAGAAAAGGAUACCAGAAAUCCCUGUGAGCAACGGUGGGAGGAGGAUUUGUUUACCUUACACAUGUAAAGCUCUGCACUUCUCUUUUGUUGGCCAAGAAUGUGGUACACUGAUGAUUUCCAGAUCAUAUUGCAGACCCCUUGGAAUAUAAUGGGGCAUGCUUUAAGUGUUACAGGUGGGGUGUUAUCUGAGGUGGCAUUUCAGCAGUCAAACAUAAUCCUUAUGCAACAUGAGUAUGGAUUGCCUGUGUUGGCACAGGUGGUUCUGCCCUAGCUGGCUGGUGCUAUGACGGGAAUUCUUGAACUUUGACAAGACAAAUACAAUGUUAUUUUUGUUAAUGACGUGACAGGUUUAAUCACACAACAUUCUGAGUUGGAAGGGACCCUCAAGGACGAUCAGGUCCAAUUCGUAUGACCUGUACAGGGAUCUGGAAUUAAGCAUACAUUGCAAAGUGUACAAAAUUAAAUAUAAUGGCUAUCACUGUUUGCUGCUGGUAUAUUUAAAACCUUAAAUUAAACUGUGCCUACUAAAGGUCUCUUUUUGGAGGAAAACUGGAAAAUUAGGGCUUUGUAACUAUUUUUGCUAGAAGACUCGUGCUUGCAUGUGUCUCAGGGUCUUCAGUUUUCCUUGGAAAUGAUUUUUGAUAUCCAAAGUCCAGAGGUCAUGUAAAGCAUUUUUUUUUAUUUCACUUCCAGUAUUUAUUGGUUUGGAAACACGUUAAAUCCAUACUUCUAAAACUUCCUAUGGGGCCAUGAGCUUUUAUAUUUAGAUUUCUGGCUGUUGCACUUAUAUUUGUGGGUUUGUUUGUUUUUGUAAGCAUUUAGCUUCCAGUUUAACUUAAUGAAAAAAACUUAUGUAAAUAUUAAGAAAUUGGCUUUGGAAUAAUGGAAAAAAAAGGUUGACAAAGCAUUUAUAUAGAAAUUAAAAAUUUCAACAGACUGUGGUGGCAAACCUUACAGUCAUUUAUAUGCAUAUAAACCAUUAACAGAUCUGCUGCAGAAUAUGGUAACGGUGGCUGCAUCCUCACUGUCUGGUUUCUUUGGGGAUUCAUACCUAACAUUCCACUAUGUGAACUAAGCAAAUAUUUGUUUGUUUAACAAAUAACAUUGACUGCUUAUUUAUUUUUUACUGUUAAGGCAUGCAGCUUAUAAAAGAUGCAGAAGCUGACAACUAUAUACAUUGAACUCUGAAUUCUACAGCUAUUGCCUAGGAAAUGUUCCAUGUGAAAACAUUUCUUGAUUUUCCCAGAUCUGUGAUGUAUAUAGUUGUACAGUCCUUCCUUAACAUACUUUUUAAAGUUGUGUUCUACUUUUCAUUAAUCGAUACUUGAUAUUAGUUCUUAGAGCUUUCUAUGGCAAAAAUAAAAAACUUAAAUUCUAAA